Aspergillus alliaceus is the source of this 2160-nucleotide messenger RNA. It is a transcript of the gene medA, whose product is annotated as transcriptional regulator medA. NCBI's taxonomy places the organism in Eukaryota, Fungi, Ascomycota, Eurotiomycetes, Eurotiales, Aspergillaceae. The coding region runs from base 1 to 2160 and encodes 719 amino acids. Gene Ontology annotation, cellular component: nucleus. The transcript has 5 exons. The record is from RefSeq and is a predicted model, not a curated record.
AUGGGGUUUCCCAGUACCUGCAACACCUUCAAGCUGGCUUACUCGAAGGCACACGGUGUUUUGUUCGACCCUGAAUUUCAAACCCCGUUGAUUCUAGACGAAUCCUUAGAUUUUUCAGACACUGAAGAGUCGCGGUUUAUCGGUGCACUUUCAGACGGCCUGUUGGCCAAGUCUGUACCUAUCCUGUCUAUGUCUACUCUUCAGAAGCCUCCGCAGGCGGCCUUGCUUGAUUACGAAUCUGCUCGGUCCGUACAAGAUGGUGCCUCCUAUUCCAGUUUCGGUCAGGCCCCAUACGUAACAACCACACCAAUGGUGCCCUCACCCAUGGCCGACCAUGCAAGUCAGAUAUCUGACUGUGUCCCAUACAUGAGCAAUCAAGAAUAUGCUAGCUCUUACGAGGACAGCCGGUCACCCAUGUUGGGCAGUGAAUCACGUCAAUUACCGGAGGUUAUUUCUUACUCUCCCCAAAGAGGAUCCGAAGGGACCAGAGUCUUCGUGCAAAUUCAGUCCCCGUACGAUCUUCACACUUCGUCGUAUGCAACUCUUUACCUAGUGUUUGGCUCGAAGAAGUGCGAAUGCGUCCCGCAUUUUCUGGGAUUCCAGGGCUCUCUGUUUCAGUAUGCCCUCUCCGUGGAUACCCCUCCAUUUAUUUCAACAGGCUCGCCGUCCUUCGCCGUGCCCCUGCAAGUCGCUAUGAAUGGUCAAAACGAGUGUCAUUCUACUACCCUUCAAGUUGGUGUAUAUACCUACGAAAACGCGUCUCACCCGUCCCCGUCAGACGAGUCCCGCAAGAGGAGAAUUGCAACAUUCCCCGAGGAACCGAGGACUACGAAGAGGACGACUGGGCUGCCGAUCCAGGCCAAAGAGCAGCCACCAGCGUAUUCUUAUUCCCCGUAUCUGCAAUCUUUGCCUGCGAUGAAUGGCUUUGUCACUCCGUAUCACCCGACAUCUUCGCCCAGGGUUGCCCCAGCGCAAUAUUCGACCGUGUCGGCAACAUCACAGUCAAACAUCCGUGCACCCUCGCCCCUCGCUCCUUCAUGGAGUCCAUCAUACGUAACUGUCCACGGAGACUCUAGAGCUCCCGGAUUUGCCUAUGCUCACAGCCUCCGCCAGCAAAAGCCAAACUCUCCCGCGCGGCUCACGAAUCCAACGCUUAUCCGCACCUCCACAUUACAACAGUCCAGCGGUCUUAGCCACCACCACCACACUCAGUCCUUCAAUCCCUAUGCCAUGUAUCCAUCCAAGGCUGUUUUGAAGCUCAAUGGAAGCCUGGAUACCAUGACGGAAAGCUGGACUAAAGAGGAACGUGACGCUAAACGUCGUCUGGUACAAUUCACUCGUAUGCAAAGUGGUAGCACCAUCCAUGCGGAUUUCAACCCCGUGGCUCCUGAGGACCGUUCCCCAAACAGUAUUUGCAUCAGUUGCAUCUACUGGGAUGGUAAAGACGAAUGCUUCAUCACUAGUGUUGAUACUAUCUACCUCCUGGAGUCGCUUGUCGGAGUUAGGUUCACCGUGGAAGAAAAGAACCGUAUUCGAAGGAAUCUGGAAGGGUUCCGGCCACUUACUGUAUCGAAAGCAAAAGCGGAUAGCGAGGAUUUCUUCAAGGUGAUUAUGGGCUUCCCAGCCCCGAAGCCACGCAAUAUCGAGAAGGACGUGAAGGUUUUUCCAUGGCGGAUUCUCGGCCAUGCGCUGAAAAAGAUCAUUGGUAAAUAUUCUGCAAGCUACUCUUCGACUGCUGGGGCACUUCCUACCCCCAUCAGCUCAACUUACACGAGCAACGGAGCUGCGUCAGACUCUGGCACUGAACCUCCGAACGCGGCAUCGCCACAGUCUGUCUCAGACACUGGCCCUUCCACUACCUAUGGUCACCAUGUUGCAGCUCCAGCUUACUCCCCUUCAGCAAAUCACUCUGGGCCUCCCAUGACCGGUGUCCCCGAGCUCCGAGCUGUGUUACCUGCAGUCAGCCAACCAUAUCAUCCCGUGGCUGCCCCGUACUCCUACCCGGCCGUUUGCCAACAGCAGAGCCAUCUUGGUCUCAAUGCACCUGUUAGUAGGACUUGGGAGAUCAACCCUCUCAUCAACGCUCCUGGCACAAGCGGGGCCCCUACCUAUAACUACUUGACCCCGUUGUCAUACUCCGUUCCAGACCCAUCUCAUUAA